Molecule: messenger RNA, 615 nt
Organism: Cladophialophora carrionii CBS 160.54
Lineage: Eukaryota; Fungi; Ascomycota; Eurotiomycetes; Chaetothyriales; Herpotrichiellaceae
Exons: 1
Coding region: 1-615 (204 amino acids)
Source: RefSeq, a predicted model, not a curated record
AUGUCUGCGAACCAAAGUGAGAAGAAGACGAAGAGCCUCCGAGUGCAGGGGACUUUCUUGUCAAUGCAGCGGUUCAUGGCCGAGGACUCCAGGAAGCAGCCAUGGAGCACCGUCCACCUCACCAGCGAUACCGGUUUCCACUGUGUGCACAUGGCAACUACAGCAGCAUCACAGACAUCUACCGCAUUGCCACACUCGUCGAGGGCGGGCACGACCGGCUCAGCGAAGUCGGAAGUAGCUGGUGAGAUCAAGACUCGCCAACCAUGCUCUGAGCUCAACCACGAUUCCAACAAGACACAUCAACAUGGCAAUGGGAGCCACCAGGACAACAGCAAGCACAACCAUGAGUCCAACGCUCCUUGCAACCGCGCCGAUUCCCCGCCAUCAAUCCCCUCGGCUCAAUCUUACGGCGAUCCUUCUCAGAGGCGAGAAAUCCAGCGCCGCGAAGGGUCUAAGAACCAUGACCUGCUGUACAUCGGGUAUAUGUUUGCAGAUGCAGGGACGGCAGGCGCAAAGCCAUCACGAAACGAGGGAAACAAGACCAAGGGGCUCUUAAGUCCAAGCACAACUCUUGGCUCGAUGGCGGCGAAUUGCGGGCCGAGAAGGUCAUGCUGA